Messenger RNA from Entelurus aequoreus (snake pipefish), 2801 nucleotides. It is a transcript of the gene dhrs7cb, whose product is annotated as dehydrogenase/reductase (SDR family) member 7Cb. Gene Ontology annotation, biological process: regulation of release of sequestered calcium ion into cytosol by sarcoplasmic reticulum. Lineage: Eukaryota; Metazoa; Chordata; Actinopteri; Syngnathiformes; Syngnathidae. The coding region runs from base 1061 to 2668 and encodes 535 amino acids. Gene Ontology annotation, cellular component: sarcoplasmic reticulum membrane. The record is from RefSeq and is a predicted model, not a curated record. The transcript has 4 exons. Gene Ontology annotation, molecular function: all-trans-retinol dehydrogenase (NAD+) activity.
UCCCAGAUCCUUGUGUGGAGUUCAGCAAACUACAAGGAUCUGGCGAGAGUCAGGUUAACAUCAUAAAGCCCUAAUGUCAAAAAGCUACAGAUACUUUUAAAAUAUAACCAAGCGUUUACCCUUAGACUAGGAGAGUAGAGAACGUUGACGUUGCCUUUUUGGCACUUGAACCCCCUUCAAGGGCCCAUCCUGCAUGGCUUCAUCAUCUGGGAUCAAUUAGAGCAGUGGUUCUCAAAUGGGGGUACGCGUACCCCUAGGGGUACUUGAAGGUAUGCCAAGAGCUCAGUCUCGAACCCACAACCCUCCCAAUACAAGAUCCAACACUCUGUCUGGCAGCUUGCCAGGACACGCCCCCGCACGCGCAGUGCGCUUCACACCCACACUUCGCCGCAGCUGCCGGCUUUCAUCAAUCAACGCACCUGGCAGCAAUCAGGAGGACAGCAUAAAGAUCAGUCACUCCUUGGAACCUACGCCGGAACGUCGUUAACUCUUGUAUGCCCACCUUGUUCUGUGUGCUCGAGCGCUGUAGCUCGACCUCCACCUGGAAAUUGGACUGCCUCCCUAAAUCCUCGAUCACCCGUUUGGACUUGGACAUUGUUGCUUGCCGCCUGCCCUCGACCACCUGCCUGUCCCCGGAUCUCCCAUCAGGUACCGCACGUAGUCCCUGCUACUCACUUUAUCCGGGAACCAUUCAGAGACCAUCCGUUUCUGGGUGCUGGAGGCUCCUGUCGCGCCUGUGGUUUUAGGGAGAUCAUGGCUGAAGCAGCACGACCCGCACAUCUCUUGGACCUCCGGAGAGAUCUUGGCAUGGAGCACCCGCUGCCACGCUAAUUGCUUGAAGGCAGCCUCUGCCCCCAGCAGGACCAUUCAGAACCAUAAAACCCAGGUAGACCUCACUACCAUCCCAGAGUGCUAUCAUGACCUCGCUGAGGUUUUAAGUAAGGAACAUGCUCAAUCCCUACCGCCGCAUAGACCUUACGACUGUGCUAUCGAGCUACUUCCCGGGGCUCCCCUACCUUCCAGCCGUCUUUACAACUUGUCCCUUCCCGAAAGAGAGACCAUGAAGAAUUACAUUUCUGAAUCACUGGCUUCUGGAAUCAUUACCCCGUCCAAAUCCCCUGUGGCGGCAGGGUUUUUCUUUGUGACCAAGAAGGACGGGUCUUUGCGACCUUGCAUUGACUACCGGCACCUCAACAACAUAACUAUCAAGAAUAAGUACCCACUGCCCCUUCUGAACGCAUCUUUUGAACCCCUGGCACCAGCCACCAUCUUCACUAAGCUCGACCUUCGCAAUGCAUACCACCUGGUCCGGAUCAAGAAGGGUGACGAAUGGAAGACGGCGUUCAAUACUCACCUCGGCCACUAUGAGUACAAGGUCAUGCCUUUUGGUCUCACUAAUGCUCCCGCAGUUUUCCAGACGCUGGUCAACGACAUCCUUCGUGACAUGCUGGACCAGUUUGUUGUAGUUUACUUGGAUGACAUCCUUAUUUUUUCUCGCAACCCGCAGGAACAUCAGCAGCAUGUUCGUCUGGUUCUUCAGCGACUUCUGGAGAACCGACUCUUUGUCAAGGCGGAGAAGUGCUGUUUUCAUGCCUCAUCGGUGGACUUCCUUGGCUUCAUCGUUGAGAGGGGUCACGUCAGGGCUGACCGCGGGAAGGUCAAGGCAGUGGUAGCCUGGCCACAACCCGCUUCCAGAACAGAACUCAGGAGAUUCUUGGGCUUCGCUGGAUUUUACAGGCGAUUCAUACGUAAUUUCAGCCGCAUCGCUGCACCCCUCAAUGCUCUCACCUCGUCCAAGGUAAAUUUUUUGUGGUUACCCGAGGCCGACCGUGCUUUCAGUGGGCUCAAGACCAGCUUUGUCUCCGCACCUGUUCUCAUCCAUCCUGACUGGGACUGUCCAUUUUUGGUAGAGGUGGGCGCCUCUGAUUCAGGGAUAGGGGCCAUACUUUCCCAGCGGUCUAAAAUUGAGAACCUGCUUCACCCAUGUGCAUUUUUUUCCAGGCGACUCUCUCCGGCAGAGCUUAACUAUGAUGCUGGGAACAGAGAGCUGUUGGCCAUCCACGAGGCGUUAGUGGAGUGGAGACACUGGUUGGAGGGGGCAAAGCACCAGUUCCAAAUUCUGACGGACCAUAGCAACCUUCUCGCCAUCCGAUCAGCCAGAAGGAUCAACAACCGUCAGGCGAGAUGGCAACAGUUUUUUUCCCGGUUCGACUACAUACUGUCUUACAGACCAGGAUUUAAGAACCAGAAGGCGGACGCACUAUCUAGAGUGCACAUAGCGGAGAACACUUGCCCUACUACCCCCGAAACCAUUCUACCAUCAACCCGUAUUGUGGGAAUGGUAUCCUGGAGAGUGGAGGACCAGGUGAAAAAGGCUCUUCAGGCUCGUCCAGGUCCUGGGAGCGGACCACCAGGCAAGCUGUUCGUCCACCGCGAACUUCGGCUCCAGGUCCUGGAUUGGGCACAUUGUAGUCUUUUUUCUUGCCAUCCGGGGUUCCAACGAACCCUGUCCUUCAUCCGAAGACGAAUUUAUCGCUGCUUGUACUGCUUGUGUUCGCAGCAAACCGUCACACCGACCUCCGGCUGGCCUCCUACACCCUCUGCCGAUUCCUGCUCGUCCAUGGUCGCACAUAGCGUUGGACUUCGUCACGGGCUUUCCCGUAUCUAGAGCUGCCCUCUUCGUCCGAGACAGCGGACCUCCUUACCUUGCACGUCGUCAAGCAGCACGGAAUCCCCAUGGACAUUGUUUCUGACCGGGGCCCUCAGUUUACCUCCAAGGUAUGGAAGGCGUUCUGCAAAGG